Messenger RNA from Chionomys nivalis (European snow vole), 2666 nucleotides. Its product is annotated as zinc finger protein 728-like. The transcript has 5 exons. Gene Ontology annotation, biological process: regulation of transcription by RNA polymerase II. The coding region runs from base 139 to 1788 and encodes 549 amino acids. The record is from RefSeq and is a predicted model, not a curated record. Lineage: Eukaryota; Metazoa; Chordata; Mammalia; Rodentia; Cricetidae. Gene Ontology annotation, molecular function: RNA polymerase II transcription regulatory region sequence-specific DNA binding; DNA-binding transcription factor activity, RNA polymerase II-specific. Gene Ontology annotation, cellular component: nucleus.
GUGCUUCCCUCUCCAAUUUGGACUCAAGGGUUUUACUAUCCUGCUGGGGUUGCAUCUCUGAGCUCAGGAAAGAACAUCAGUAUUAGCAAGACUGCGGUGGUGCACACAUUUAAUCAUAGCACUUGAGAGGCAGAGGAAAUGCUGUCUUUCAGGGAUGUGGCCAUUGAUUUCUCUGCAGAGGAGUGUGAAUGCUUGGACCUUGAUCAGUGGACUUUGUACAGGGAUGUGAUGUUGGAGAAUUUCAGCAACCUUGUGUUCCUGGGACUUGCCUCCUCUAAGCCAUACCUGAUCACAUUUCUGGAGCAAGGACCAGGAUCUUCAGACAUGAAGAGACAAGGAGCAGCUGCCAUGGAAACAGGGAAUAAACACUCUACUGGCAACGAAUGUGGCAAAGCCCUUCCUUGGAACUCACAACCUAUUAGCCACCAGAAAAUUAAUCUAAGAAAGAAGCCAUAUAAAUGUGAAGAAUGUGCUAAGAGUUUCCGUUCUCCAUCAUUACUUUGUGUACACAGGAGAAUUCAUACAGGAGAGAAACCCUACAAGUGUGAAGUAUGUGGCAAGGCCUUCCGUGCUCUAUCCUUACUUUCAAAACACAAAAUUGUUCAUACAGGACAGAAACCCUACAAGUGUGAAGUAUGUGGCAAGGCCUUCUAUUUUCCAUCACGACUUUCUCUACACAAAAGAAUUCAUAUACGAGAGAAACCCUACAAGUGUGAUGUAUGUGGCAAAGCCUUCUGUUUUCCAUCACUGCUUUCUGAACACAUGAGAAUUCAUAGAGCAGAAAAACCCUACAAGUGUGAAGCAUGUGGCAAGGCCUUCAAUUAUCCAUCACAACUUUCUCUACACAGUAAGAUUCAUACAGGAGAGAAACCCUACCAGUGUGAGGUAUGUGGCAAGGCCUUCUGUUUUCCAUCAAAGCUUUCUCUACACAAUAAAAUCCAUUCAGGAGUGAAACCCUACCAGUGUGAGGUAUGUGGCAAGGCCUUCUAUUUUCCAUCACAACUUACUGUACACAAGAGGAUUCAUACAGGAGAGAAACCCUACCAAUGUGGUGUAUGUGGCAAGGCUUUUUAUGUUCCAUCACAACUUUCUUUACACAAGAGGAUUCAUACGGGCGAGAAACCCUACAGGUGUGAAGUUUGUGGGAAGGCCUUCUGCAUUCCAUCACAAUUUUAUGAACACCAGAGAAUUCAUACAGGAGUCAAACCCUACCAGUGUGAAGUGUGUGGGAAAGCCUUCUAUUUACCAUCACGACUUUCUGAACACAAGAGAAUUCAUACAGCAGAGAGAUCCUUCAAGUGUGAAGUAUGUGGCAAGGCCUUCAAAAGUAAACCAGUACUGUCUGUACACAAGAGGAUUCAUACAGGAGAGAAACCCUACAAGUGUGAAGUGUGUGGCAAUGCCUACAGUCGUCGAUCAGGACUUUCUGUACACAUAUGGAUUCAUAUAGGAGAGAAACCCUAUAAGUGUGAGUUAUGUGACAAAACCUACAAUAGUCGAGCAGGACUUUCUGUGCACAAGAGGGUUCAUACAGGAGAGAAACCCUACGAGUGUCAAGUAUGUGACAAAGCCUACAACAGUCGAUCAGGACUUUCUGUGCACAAGAGGGUUCAUACAGGAGAGAAACCCUUCAAGUGUGAGUUAUGUGACAAAGCCUACAAGAGUCGAUCGGGACUUUCUGCACACAGGAGUUUCCAUACAGGAGAGAAACCCUCCAAAUGUGAAGUAUGUGGCAAAACCUUCAAAAGCCCAUCAGCAUUUUAUACACACAAAAAAAUUCAUACAUAAGAGAAACCCUUCACGAGUCAAGUAUGUGUCAACGACUUCUAUAUUGCAUCACAAGUUUCUGAACACUAGAACAUUCAUACAGGAGUGAACUCCUUCAAGUGUCAAGUAUGUGACAAAGAUUUCUAUAUUCCAUCACAACUUUCUGUACACAAGAGGAUUCAUAUAGUAGAGAAACCCUACAAAUGUGAAGUAUGUGGUCAGGCCUUUACUGAUCUGUCACAACGUGCUAAAUAUAUAAGCAUUCAUCCAGGAGAAAGAUGUUGAAAUUGUAAAGUGUGGCAAGGAUUUCAAUUCUCCAUCAGCACUCUCUAGACACAAGAGAAAUCAUGCAUGAUAGAACCCUGGAAGUGGGAAGUGUGUGUCAUGACUCCAUGCUGCAUCAUUAUUUGGUGUUGCAGGAACGCCUUUCGCUCCUUCAGCCAAUAGCCGCUGAAAUACCAGCCCACUGGGGCGUGGUCUAUUUCUCCUUGAAAAAGAGCGGCAGCACUCUGCUAGCUCUCUUGCUUCUGGCUCUUGCUCCAGUGACUAGACUGCUUUCCUAGCUGUCGGUGUUCUGUAUGUUUUUCCCCUAAAAUAAAUACCCCUUUGAAUCCAAACUGGUGUGGGAUUGUUUCGCACAUUAAUUUAAAGUACUUGAGAGAAUUCAUACAGGCAAGAAAUCAUACAACUAUGUGUAAGGGCUUCUGUUCCAUCAUGACUUUCUGUACAGAAGAGCUGUCAUAUAGGAGAGAAAUCAUACAUGUGUUAAAUGUGUGGCACGUCCUUCAGUUACUCAUAAGGACUACCUAUAUACAUGAGCAUUCAUACAGGAUAGAACCCUAAAACUGAGAAGUAUGUGCCAAAGUCUUCCAUUUUCCACCAUUACUUUCAGAACACAA